Messenger RNA from Anolis carolinensis (green anole), 1709 nucleotides. RefSeq names its product glutamic acid-rich protein-like. NCBI's taxonomy places the organism in Eukaryota, Metazoa, Chordata, Lepidosauria, Squamata, Anolidae. The record is from RefSeq and is a predicted model, not a curated record. Bases 64 to 1257 code for a protein of 397 amino acids. The transcript has 2 exons.
AAGCGAUCUCUGGUUAAAGAGGAGGAAAGUGGUAGCGACGUGGACGACGAGGGACACAAGAAGAUGGCAGGGACAAGACCAAAAUUGGACAACAGCAAGAUUGCAGGAAGAAGACCUUCACAACCAGAAGAGGUUAGCUUGAGAGACAUUUUGAAAGAGAUUCAGAGACUGGCAACGAAGCAGGAUGAAUACCAGCAAGAAGCCCAGAUAAAAAUGGACAAACAAACUAUUCAACAAAGGGAAAUAUGCGAGGAACUUCUUGAAAUGAAAAAAGAAUUUAGAGAGGAGAUGGGAUUGUUGAAAAAGGAAAUGAUGAAGACAAAUAAGGAGAUUAACAACUUAAAAAUGGAAAAUAUGAAAUUAGUCAAACAACAAAAUACCCUACAAAAAAAGAUGGAUGAUUUUGAACAAAAAAAUGAUAAACUUGAGAAAUUAGAAAAACUACAGGAGAAACUUGAACAAAACGAGAGGGAGUUUCAGCUACGCUUCCGAAAUGUGCAGGAGGAAGCAAAAGAAGAUACUCGCCAGUUGAUAACUAAAUUGUUAGCUAAUCUCCUAAAACGAACAGAAGAAAAUAUGGACAAUGAGAUUGACAAAAUCUAUCGAGUUCAAACUAACUUUUCCAGAAGAAAUAAAGUGGCGAGGGACAUUAUUGUCCAUUUUGUAAAAAAAAGGAUAAGGGAUGAAAUCCUGAUUCAAAACAGCCGAAACCCAUUGUAUUACAAAGGUAAAAAAGUGAUCGUACUAAAAGAAUUCCCUCAAGCAACAUUAAACAGAAGGAGGAAGUACUUUUUUCUGACUGAUGAACUGAAACGGUUGAAAAUAAGAUUCCGUUGGGAGAAAAAAGAAGGAAUAAUGGUCACAUAUAAAGAGGAAAAGCACUGGUUAACCUCAGAAGAUAAGGCUAAGGAGUUUUACAAGAGGUACAUAAAGGGAAAAAGUGAAAUACCUUCAGAAACCACUCCCCCCUCAGUCAAAAGAAAGAAAGCUAAAAGAGCGAGAUACCAUUCGGAGGAAAAACAGAAGCUUAAAACGGACUCAUUCUAUAAACUAGUAAAUGUGUCAGAUGAGGGGGAAGAGGGGAGUUCUGAAGAAGAAGAAGAAAGAGAGGACAAGGAAGCGGAAGAAGAAGAAGAGGGAAUAGGGUCGGAAAAAGAGCAGGAAUUGGAGGAAGACAAAGCGCAGAUGACAUCAGAUAAUCCCCAUGAAAACGAGAAUGACGGCCAGAAUAACUCUAGCAAAACAAUGGAAGUCUGAACAGAUUCCAGAGCUGGAGCAAUGGAUGGAGAAGAUAGACGAAAUAAAGAAUAUGGACAAACUAACUUGGUAUUUGAAAGAAACUAGAGGAAAACCAAUAAAGAAGACAAAUUGGGAUAAAGUGGAUAUGUAUUUUCAACAGAGGUAUAUGCAGAAACGAACCGGGACAUUGAAAGAAAGUUAAUUUAAAAGUUAAAAAUUUAAUGCCGAUAUAAGAGGAAAGAACGGAAGUUUUGUAUUGGAUCAGCCCCCUCCCUCCCUUCCCUUUCCCUCCCCAACCUUGACCCCCCCCCCUUUUUUUUUUUUGUUCCCCCCCCCAACACUGUUUAUCCCCACUGUAACUCCCCGUUUUUAACUUGCUUUGUAUGUUUUCACUAUCUGCAAAUUAUUCAAUAAAAAUUAUUAUACAAAAAAGAAAUCUUGCUUAGAUUUUCACACAUGCUAAAUGAAAU